This is a messenger RNA of Cydia fagiglandana, 1233 nucleotides long. RefSeq names its product procathepsin L-like. Gene Ontology annotation, cellular component: lysosome. Gene Ontology annotation, molecular function: cysteine-type endopeptidase activity; cysteine-type endopeptidase activator activity involved in apoptotic process. Gene Ontology annotation, biological process: immune response; positive regulation of peptidase activity; positive regulation of apoptotic signaling pathway. NCBI's taxonomy places the organism in Eukaryota, Metazoa, Arthropoda, Insecta, Lepidoptera, Tortricidae. Bases 2 to 1009 code for a protein of 335 amino acids. The transcript has 6 exons. The record is from RefSeq and is a predicted model, not a curated record.
UAUGAAGUGUGCGGUUCUGCUCCUGAGCGCUGCGGCAGCGGGCGUCCUUAGCUUCGACAGCUAUGACUUGGUGCGGCAGGAAUGGGAGACUUUUAAGCUGGAACACAAAAAGCAAUAUUCAUCAUUGGAGGAAGAGAGAGAACGCAUGAAGAUAUACGUCGAUAAUAAAUUCAAGGUCGCUCAGCACAACAAGGCCCACGCUCAAGGGCUUACGUCCUUCACGCUCGCGCUGAAUGAGUUCUCUGACCACUACCCAGAGGAAAUACAGCGCAUGCGAGGCUACAAAUCCAAAAUGGGUCGUCCUGCUACAACCUUGCAGCAACACAGCCUACCCCCCGAUGACCUACCUUUGACCAUGAAUUGGGUUUCUAAAGGUGCCGUGACGGGGGUCAAGGACCAGGGUGCAUGCGGCUCCUGUUGGGCAUUUAGUGCCACCGGAGCUCUCGAGGGACAGUAUUUCCGAAAAACAGGACAGUUGGUUUCACUAUCCGAACAGAACCUUCUUGACUGUUCUGAAAUCUACGGCAAUGAUGACGGCUGUGUUAAGGGCGGUGUCGUGCAAUUUGCCUACGCGUACGUCGCAGGCAAUGGCGGCCUUAAUAUGGAGAAAUUCUACCCCUACAAAAAAGUUCAAGGCUUGUGCAGGUAUAACCCUAAAUACUCUAGUAAUAUGACCGUCAAAGGCUACGAAGAUCUACCUUCCGGGGAUGAAGGGUAUCUCCAAAGUGCGGUGGCAAAUAUAGGACCGAUGUCCAUCGCUAUGGACUCCAGUCAAGUCAGUUUUGAACUAUACAAUGACGGGGUGUACUACGAUAAGGCCUGCUCUUCUACGGAUCUGGAUCACUUGGUGCUGGUGGUGGGGUACGGCACGGAGCAGCCAGGUGGAGACUAUUGGCUGGUCAAGAAUUCUUGGGGAAAAACCUGGGGCAAGAACGGAUACAUGAAACUGGCGCGCAACCGCGGCAACCACUGCGGCGUCGCGACCGAGGCCUCCUAUCCUUUGCUCUAACCACUUUAUAACGGUUAUAAUAAAGAACUUAUGGAGCACAAUUUGGGGUAUGAAGGGCUAGGAAGUUGGUGCGCAACCACGGCAACCACUGCGUCGCGACUGAAGUCUCAUAAUCCAAUUCCAUAGCCAUUAGGGAAUAAAUAAAUAAAAUACGUCCGAAGGGAAUCAUUUUAAUAAAAUUCAUAAUUAAUUUUUAUUUAUUUAUUCAUUUAAAUAUCAUACAA